Messenger RNA from Anolis carolinensis (green anole), 3038 nucleotides. It is a transcript of the gene mymk, whose product is annotated as myomaker, myoblast fusion factor. The transcript is spliced from 5 exons. The record is from RefSeq and is a predicted model, not a curated record. Lineage: Eukaryota; Metazoa; Chordata; Lepidosauria; Squamata; Anolidae. Bases 12 to 1010 code for a protein of 332 amino acids. Gene Ontology annotation, cellular component: membrane.
UCUAGGGGGUUAUGAAUGAGCCCCUUGUCUGGACGGCCUUUGCGAUGCCUCCACGAAGAGCCCGAAAGAGAUCUGUGCGUCCCAGCUGCCCUCUCAUCAGCUGUGCUCCGUCCCGUGUGUGCCGUCCCACCUGUCAUGUUAGGCCCCACACAUGUCCCUAUGGACCAGUUGUUCUCUUUUUUGAGAGACCCGGCGCUCUCCUUGGGUCAGUCCCUCUCCUCGGUCUCCCCGGCUGCAUCUCUUCCAAGCGAGCCUCCUUCUCCUCCUUCUCCUUCUCCUUCUCCUUCUCCUUCUCCGUCUCCUCCUUAUCCGUCUCCUUCUCCGUCUCCUUCUUCUCCUCCUUCCCAAUGGGCUCCUUGGUUGCCAAGCUUCUCCUGCCCACCCUGAGCAGCCUGGCUCUCCUCCCGACCAUCAGCAUUGCCGCGAAGAGGCAAUUCCACAUGGAAGCCAUGGUCUAUUUCUUCACCAUGUUCUUCGUGGCGAUUUACCAUGCGUGCGAAGGGCCUGGUUUAGCCAUUCUCUGCUUCAUGCAAUACGACCUCCUGGAAUAUUUCAGCAUCUAUGGGACGGCGCUUUCGAUGUGGGUCUCGCUGAUCGCCCUGGCGGAGUUCGACGAGCCAAAGCGGUCCACCUUGGUGAUGUUUGGCGUGCUCACCAUCGCCGUCCGGAUCUACCACGACCGGUGGGGGUACGGCGUCUAUUCCGGACCCAUCGGCACCGCCGUCCUCAUGAUCACCGUCAAAUGGUUGCAAAAGAUGAAGGAGAAGAAAGGACUCUAUCCGGAGAAAAGCGUCUACACUCAACAGAUCGGACCCGGCUUCUGUUUCGGAGCGCUUGCGUUGAUGCUGAGGUUCUUUUUUGAGGAGUGGGAUUAUACCUACGUCCACAGCUUCUACCACUGCUCUUUAGCCAUGUCUUUUGUCCUUCUCCUGCCCAAGGUGAACAAGAAGGCCGGCAACGGCGGAGCCCCGGCCAAACUGGACUGCUCCACGCUUUGCUGUUGCGUGUGAAGGCGAGCAGCCGCCAUCGAGACUUUGGGCAUAUAUUCUCCCCAAAAUUACGGCCAUAAUGACCACAGCGAAGCCCUCUCGACUUGUGCCACACUCCACCGAGUCUCGCCUUGAGGAGCAGUGCUUUAGCUUGCCUCUUGUACAUGACAAGUAGCAAUUGCCUCAAGGUACAUGGCAGCAUUUCUUGUUGCUCGGUGCGGUUUCCAAGUCUGGCAUUCUGCUUCACAUUAUGUCUGGGAAGGUAAUCUACAGUAUAAUUGUGAUAACACAGCAACACUCAGUCUCAGGAUCAAAAACAGAAUGAAAGGCACUUUCUGCUCAUUUUCUGAAAGGGGAAAUAUUCUGUUUUACAGUCAAGAUUUAACCAUCAAUCACAGGAUCCUACCUGCCCAAAUGAAAGGUACCUGCUAUACAGGGAAUGGGCUCAUCCUCGAAAUAUUUUAAAAUUACAACCCCUGGAUCUUGUCAGGUCAGUAUGGACAGACAUUAGAAAGAUUGUAAUGCCACUUCAAAUGUGUACUGCCACUCUUCAUCAGGAGAAAUCACAUAUUAUAUAGUAAAUCAAACAGAAAUGUAGCAGCAUAAUUCAGACUUUAACUGGUUUUUAUUUUUGCAUGAGGUUUUCAUGGAUAUAAACCCAUUUCAUGAGAUACAGAUUAUUUAUUUUCUCCUCCCCUUGCUUAUUUGUUUUUUUUAUAACUGACAUAGGUGGUUCAAUAGAUUAAACCCUUGUGCUGGCUGAACUGCUGACCUGAAGGUUGGUUUGCUUACCUGAAGGUUGCCAGUUCGAAUCCACACAACAGGGUGAACUCCCAUCUGUCAGCUCUAGCUCGCAGUGACACGAGAGAAACCUCCCAGCUAACACAUCCAGGCAUUCCCUGGGCAAGAUCUCUGUAGACAGCCAAUUCUCUCACACCAGAAGUGUCUUGCAGUAUGUUCUCAACUCGCUUCUAACACGAUUAAAAAAAAAUAACUAACAUGGCUGCUUUUGUGAAAAGUAAAUCAAAUAUGACAAUUGUACACUUGAACAUUUUGGAGUUUGGGUCCAGGUUUUGCCGCCUGUUCCUCAAGGCGAGACUCGGUGGAGUGUCUUUGAUCGGUGCCAAGUGGGCACAAAACACCAUUUGCGGAUCAAAAAGGUUCUGGUUUAAUAAAGAAAAUAGACCAAGAGAUCUCGUGGUUCCAAUAUUUUCAAAUUAAGGACUAUUUUAAUCAGGAUAUUAAGACUGGCUUUGAGGAAAAUGAAACAACAUGGGACAGAAUUAUGAAAUCAAGUAAGAAACAAAUAUCAAAAAUAUACAAAAAAAAAACCUUCUGGAAUGGUCAACGAUGAUGGAAGAAAUAAAAGACUGUAUGAGUAUGUCGGCAAAAGAUAAUGUUAGAAAUUGGGAAAAAUGUGGACAAUUAAAAACGAAUGGACAUACGCACAGGACUUAAAGGAAAAUUGGACUAAGAUGAUGUAUAGGUGGUACAUUACACCCCAAAAAUUGGCAAAAAAAUGUAUCCAAAACGGAGUGACAAAUGUUGGAAAUGUGAAGAAAAAACGGGAACAUUCAUACAUAUGUGGUGGAACUGCAGAAUGGCUACGAAAUACUGAUCGGAGAUUCAUGAAGAGGUACAGAAAAUCCUAAAUGUAAAAAUUCGAUUGAAACCAGAAUACUAUCUGUUGGGAAUAAUUGACUGUAAAAUGACAGAGAACGAAGAGAAACUUUUUCACUUCUUAACAACGGCUGCCAGGAUAAAUUAUGCGAAAGUUUGGAGAUCGAAAGAAAAACCCACAAUAGAUCAAUGGAUCUUAAGGAUAAUGGAUACUAUGAACAUGGAUGUAUUGACUCAAACAUUAAAGUACUUCCAAGGAGUGAAAAGCAAAAAAACAGAAAAAUUACCUUUAGUGUUAGAUAGAGUAGACUCCUAGAGUAGAGCUAUCCUUUCCUACUUUCCUAUUCCUAAUGAUUGUUCUCCCACUUUUUAAUGUAAUAUUUUUGGAAAAUAAGUCUCACAAUAAAAAUUUAUUUAAAAAAAAAAAAA